AUGACACACACUUAUGUGAUAGCAAACCAUCCUUGCUGUAUGGAGCCAAGCGAGAACUUAACGCUGGCGAUGGUGAUAGACGCGUUCGAAAUUUAUGGCCAUGAUCCCACGGACAAGCUGGAUCAUCUCGCCCAUUACCAGAUACAAAUGAUGAAGAUCAAACAUGCACCUGAUCAGUAUAUUAUCAAUGAAUUGGUACACAUUGCAACCGAUCAUUUAGCAAGAUUUAUACACAUGCAUGUUAAAGAGUUAAAGGUUUUACUAAUAGCUUUAGACGAUGCAAUCGACAACAUGCUGACAAUGUACGACAACCACAACGCUAUUAAAACUGAGAGGGUGGCUACAUACAACACCAUGGCGGGGGGCGCAGUGCCUGCUGAGUUUUAUAUGAGUCAAGAGUAUUAUUGCGGCAGAAACGUGUACAUAUUCAUAUCGGAAUUGUACAGCGAUAUAUACAACAUGGGGAGAGGCAUAACUCCGUACUGUAAGGGGAGGGCCUUUUAUUUUAUGGGAUUCAUACAUUUUAUGAAUGAAAAGAAAUACUUUCUUGAGGAAGAUCCAAACGUUGUGUUUUCAACGGACAAUUUUAUUCACGGACUAGAGUGUAACAAUGAAAUCUGUAUUUUCAGGUUUCCUUUCAAGAAGAGUUUGCAACACCUCCGUGAUGUAUCUACGCUUCCGAAAGCCAUAGUGAAGUGUGGCACAGAGAUGUACAAGCUGCCGCCACUUACCGCCGCCUCCUGCAUUAUCACCUCCGGCUCAUUCAUACUCGACUUCAACAUACAGGGUGUUAGAUUUCGACAUCACGAUUAUUUACUGUUUUUACCCAACGGCCACGCGUACUACACCAAAGAAAAGUAUUCGCCGUUAGUCUGCGACCAUCACGUAUGCGAGUGGAACUACACUAAUUUCUAUGGGGGUCCGUUUAUAAUCCCCGGUGAUCCUGGCACCGGCUUAUCGCCUGUGCCUCCUUUUAUCGAGCAGACGACAGAGACGUUUAACAUGAUGACCACGGACACUCCUGAUGAAUCGACAGCGAACAUUACUUACACACUUGAUGGAUGCUGGUACAUGUUCCCGCCUAACUAUGGGUCAAUAGCUGGCAUUAGUUAUCUCGACCCACUUACUGUCAACGAGUAUCGCUUCACUUGUCAAGGAUCGGGCAAUAAGGGCCUAUACUGGUAUCCACAAUGGAUGGGAGCACCUCCCCACCAUCCGUAUCCUCGUUCGGGCGACGGCUCCGCCAAUUUGGGGCAACCUGUGGACCCUAUUUUCUAUCCUCACCAACAAGGACAAUCGCCCCCAGUACUCAUGCCAAAUAGAAAAUAA
Molecule: messenger RNA, 1329 nt
Organism: Arctia plantaginis
Lineage: Eukaryota; Metazoa; Arthropoda; Insecta; Lepidoptera; Erebidae
Source: the annotation of a GenBank genome assembly